Actinia tenebrosa (Australian red waratah sea anemone) is the source of this 3903-nucleotide messenger RNA. Its product is annotated as polypeptide N-acetylgalactosaminyltransferase 1. Gene Ontology annotation, biological process: protein O-linked glycosylation. Gene Ontology annotation, cellular component: Golgi apparatus. The record is from RefSeq and is a predicted model, not a curated record. NCBI's taxonomy places the organism in Eukaryota, Metazoa, Cnidaria, Anthozoa, Actiniaria, Actiniidae. Gene Ontology annotation, molecular function: polypeptide N-acetylgalactosaminyltransferase activity.
UUAGUUUGUCACUCUUGGUCAUUCAUGCAGUUUACAAAGGCCAUUGGUCAGCUGUCCAAUCCUCCCUCUGUUUAACGUCGUCGAUGUCAUCAUAGCACUUGCGCGGUUUUAUAUAACGUAAAAUGACAUUUGAUCUUCCAAAAGCGCAUACAGGAAAGGCUCUGAGUCAUAACUCGCCUGCAAAGCCUUGCAACGACUGUUAAAAUCAUUACAGUCAAAACACAGUCGAUAAUAUAUGAGCCCACAAUUACCAGCGAUCGUAGUGGCUUUCACCAAUGCAAGGCUUCACAUCUACCAAGAUCCAUCAAGCUAGUAGGUACUCCAGAUAAUUCUAAAUCUCUCGCCGAUGGAAGCAAACUUACGCCGGCAAAGAACGAUGUUGUAUUUGGUAAAAUUAUAGCAAACAUAUAUAAACUCUUCAAGAUAUUUACUAUCAUAUAGUUAGGACGAGUCUAGGCCUGAAAGUGUUUGUUUUAAUGAUUUUUAUUCGAAUCAAAGAUAUCCACGGUUUAUACAAGGAUUAUAUUGUCGGCCGCCGGAUCGACGUUGGCGUUACUACUUGGCUCUGUUCGAUAGCGUGGAUAUAUAUAUAAUUUCCUUUGAUAAGCUUUAGUUAUUUUCACUCAGUCAGGAUGAAGUUGAAGCUCCAUCGUUCAAGGCAGGUCAUCGUUGUAGCCUUGUUGACUUCGAUUUUUUGGUUUAUGUUGAAUAUUAUUCUUUUAUAUACCUACCAAGGCAAUAUAUUCUUAUCUCUACGACAAGGAACUCAAAGUCGAGAGGAGGGACAAGCAAAUGUUUUACCGGGGAAUUUAAAUGGCGUACGAUUGCCACGUGGUCAGACGCAUCAAAAACAGCAUCAACAAGAACCAACUGUUUUGGAAAAAAUUCCAAAAAUUGAAGAAUCACAGAACCAAGAAAACGAAGAUAGUAAUAAAGAUAAGGAUGAAGACGAUAAAAACUGGCUUAAACAAUACAUAGGAAAUGUUAAAUCUCCAACAAGUUCAGAAGAUAGUGAUUUACAUAAUGCAGACCAGAAGAUCAAGGUAAUGAAGGAAGAAAACAAGGACUCCAUUAAGCCAAAGGUUACAGUGAAGACAGAACAGGUUCAGCCUUCAAGAAAAGAAUUUGAUUUUGAAACGGAACCGGUUGCACGAGAUCCGAACGGCCCAGGAGAAAAUGGACAAGCUGUCAGCAUCAAGGAGAACGAGAAGAAGGAAGAGACUGAAGGAUAUAACCAGCAUGCUUUCAAUGAGCUUGCGAGCAGGAAGAUUUCCCUGCAUCGAUCUAUCCCAGAUACUAGAGAACCAGGGUGCGCUGUUAAGAAGUACCCUAACGAUUUACCCACUACGACUAUAGUUAUAUGUUUCCAUAACGAAGCAUGGUCUACUCUGCUACGUACGGUUCACAGCGUGAUUGACAGGAGCCCCGCCCAUCUGCUUCGAGAAAUUUUACUUAUCGAUGAUUACAGUACUCAUGAUUACUUGAAGUCUAAGCUACAAGCAUACGUCUCUUCUCGCCUUCGCAAGGUUCGAAUUAUCCGAACAAAUAAAAGAGAAGGCCUCAUUCGUGCGCGACUCAUCGGCGCACGCGCAGCAAAGGGAGACGUCAUCACAUUCCUGGACGCUCACUGUGAGACCAAUGUGGGAUGGCUAGAGCCGCUUCUGAGUCGUAUUCACUCUGAUCGAACUAUCGUAGCCGUGCCUGUUAUAGACAUUAUCAAUGCAAAGAACUUUAGGUAUUCUGGGACACCCUCUGGGGUCAUUGGGGGCUUUAGUUGGGACAUGCAGUUUUCUUGGCACUCGUUACCGUAUAGCCGUCAAAAGGAGAGAAACGACAAAACGGACCCUAUCAGAACACCGACCAUGGCCGGAGGAUUGUUUUCUAUCGAUCGAAAGUAUUUUUUUGAGUCUGGUUCUUACGACGAGGGAAUGGACGUCUGGGGAGGAGAGAACUUAGAAAUGUCGUUUAGGAUUUGGCAAUGUGGCGGUAAGCUAGAGAUCCUGCCAUGUUCGCGAGUUGGCCACGUGUUUCGUACUCGCUUCCCGUACAGCUUCCCAGGGGGGUACACCGAGGUCAGCGUGAACCUUGCACGCGUUGUAAGAGUAUGGAUGGAUGACUAUAAGACAUUCGUGUACAUGAAGAGACCAGAUUUGAAAACUCUUCAGUAUGGAGAUAUCAAGUCCAGAUUAGAUCUCCGUAAAAGACUUAAAUGCAAGGGCUUCAAGUGGUACUUGGAUAACAUCUAUCCCGAACAGACACUGCCUGGAGGAGAUGCGAAGGUUUAUGGCGAGAUCGCUAAUCCAUCGAACAGAAUGUGCAUAGAUACGAUGGGUAGAGGAAUGGGUGGUGCACUUGGUUACUCGCUUUGUCAUGGAAUGGGAGGAAAUCAGUUGUUUUUCCUGACUGCCAGUGGUCAGUUACAAUCAAGUGAUGAAGCAAACCCUGUUUGCGUAGAAGCGAUGGGUGAAGAAAUCCUGUUGAUGGGAUGCGAUACGAACUCUGAAUCUGCGCAGUGGACAACCAUGGGUAAGAGUAUAUACCACAAAGCAAGGAAAAAGUGUCUGGAAUCUAAUGCAAAAACGGGAACUUUUACACUUAAGACGUGUUUUGGUUCAGCAGCCCAAGAGUGGGUGUUCUCUAACAAGCACAGAUGAAUCAAGCAGUAAAGAGAAUCCCAUGAGGCAUAUUCUUAAUGAAAUUCAAUCUUGUCAACAAAGCAAUAGAAUUUAGAAUUGCAAUUCAUCUGUUUGUCCUCCAAAUUUCUGGGGUUUUAAUCAGCUGAUAAAAGUCUUUAAAUCUCAUUAUCUGCUUCAAAUGGUGGUCAAACACUGACCACAAUGUGCUGUCAACCAGAAGGAAUUCUUGUGAAUCAACUGAUCAACAUUCUGCAUGAGACAAGAAUGAUCAUGUGACAUCAAGUGAAUCAAAGGCUGCCCUAGCAGAAGUAUGACUAUGUUUUAUAUAUAUUGCAUACUUCUAUGCAUGGACUUUCGUACAUUAAACUGACAUAUUUUGGUGUGAAGCUGGCUGGUUUUACCAAAUAAGGCAUGUAAAAGCUCAUUUGGCAGCGCAAAGCCUGUACAUAGAACCUGGUGGUGUAAUGUUGUGUAUAGAAAAGUAAAUAAGAUGAAGCUUAGUCAUUAUAGAAAUGGUCCUUAUAGGGUGUAACAUUUUUCAGCGUUUUUAAUGUAAAAAUCCUUUUUCUCAGAACUUAGCUCUUUGACAAGAGUAUUCAAACAACAGGGUUAUAAAAAUUUUCUUCAGAAUAAAUAUUAUAGUAAUUUUUAUUUUAUUCCAAAAAAAAAUAAAUUGGGAAUCUAAGUAUAGAUUUUGAUUAUGAAUUUAUCUUGGUGUAAGGGGUUUUAAGUUUUAAAAGUCCUAUAUUCUAUUUGACAUAAUCUUAAUAUUUUCUUUUUCAUGGGAGCAUGUGAUAUCCUACACAUACAGGUAGAUACCAUGUUGGUUGACUUAAACAAAGGAUUUUUUAAUUUGCUACAUCAACCAAUUUGGCCAUCACAAUUUUUGUUCCUUUAUUCUCACAGAAAGGAAAGAUAUCACCUUCAGCUACUGUCUUGUCCUUUCCCUGUUACUCUAUUAAGUACCUUUGUCAUUCUAUUUUAUUGACUUCAGAUUUUUGUAAACCAUCAAUCCAGCCUGCAUAGAAGAAAAAAGUUAAGGGAUCUUGGCUCAUUUUAAAUAUGUUGUUAAAAGAUGACAUAUCAUAAAUAAUGAUAACAAUAAUAAUAAAGUCUUUAGCGAAAUGAUACAGUACAUAUAACAUUGUGAAAACUAAGAGAAUAGAAAGUGGAAAUAUGAAGAUUCAAAACACUAAAGAUCUAUGAUAGUACACCUGGAGCAGUACAAAUAAUAUUAACUAUUAUUAAAAAUGUAUUUAUAAAUGUA